CGCCUCACCGACACUACUUCCUCGCUUGUCUCUACUUUGUUCCCGAUGGUUUGUGACAGGCGCUGAUUUCUGUGCGUUCGGUUUGCUCACCGGUCGACUGUGUCUUCGCCUGUGUUUCCUCUUUUGCACCGUGAAAUUGGGUUUUAUUCGUGGUACUUGUUGAACGAGUCGCCGCUGGCGAUUUUCCGCAGAGCUUUCGAUCGAAAAAUUGACUGUGAAUCCGCCGCGAGCACAGAGCCAAGUAUUUGAGCGUGAAGUUCGAAAAAAAAAAUGCGAAGAAUCAGUUACCAGCAAUCAUCGAUUUUACACUUCGGAAAAUCACAAGAGAAAAAAGCAGCAGGGAGUAGAGAGUGCAGCGAAUAAAUGAAAAAGAAAAGAGUAACGAAGAGAAGGAGAUCGUCGACUUUCCGUCGAAAUUAUUAAAUCAUCUCGAAGCGAAGACAAGGCAAAACGAGCGAGCAAUCAGUAUCCGUAGCAAAGCACAAAAAAAUCAACAGCAGCUCGCGCCCGUGCGCGCGCGCUUAUUUCAGCGUUGCAAAUCGAAGGCAAAAAGGCAAAAGGGUUCUGUUGCUGCUACAGCAGAGGAGGCUUUAACGGGAGCUGCGCGCUUUUACCGAGAAUGUUGGGGGAUAUAGCGGAGGAUGGGCACUAGAGCCAGAGCUCGCCGCUACUUUUCACGAGCCUCCGAUUUUUCGAUUUUUGGAGUUACGACAGCAGCCGUUGUGCAGAGCUCAGAAUGCGGUGGCUCGGCUACGUGACGGCGAUACUCUGGUGGUCGGGAAUCGCCAGGUCCCUCAGCUCCAUGAAUCGAGGUCAGUGAUCGUCCCCUCCUCCCUCCUUUUGCAUGCUUAGUCUCUGUAUAUACAUUUUGUGCGAAUGAGAGCUUAAGCUGUCGUGUGGUUGCGCUCCGAUCGAUCUUCGGUUUGUUUCUCUCUUUCUCUCUCUCUCUCUCUCUCUCUCUCCAGUGUCUUUUCACGGUGACUGAACUGUUUCGUGAAACGUGGAUGCAGUGCCUAGUGCGCUAUAAAAAUCUUUGUAUCCGUUCCUGUCUUGUACGUAUGUUACGGUGGAAGACGUUUUUAUAUAAGUGAGAUUGUGGACAGUUUGUUGAAUUGAAGGAGGGAUUUUAUUUUUGCUGCUACAAAAUAAGUCCAAAGCCGUGUCGAGUUGCCGGCCAGCCGAACGUCGAGGGUACUUGCAUGUUCGUCUGGGAGUGCAUUAAGAGCGAAGGUAUCCACGUUGGCGUAUGUGUCGACACAUUCAUGUUUGGCAGCUGUUGCGUGCACAAUGUUACCAGUAAUAGCAUGUCUGCUUCUAAUGGUAACCAACUGCAAACAAGACCGUCGCUUGCGGAGGCGCUGGCCGCCGAAUCCACCAGUAUCAGGCCGCAAUCCGGCCCCUCUGCAUUUACUAGUCAUGUCACGACAUUACAAGCCGGUUCACAAGCUCACACGUCAUUAGCAACAACGAGGCAGCCAGCGCGUCCGGUAUCAAAUUCCCGACCAUAUUUACAAAAGAGGCCGCACUCAAAGCCAAACAGUCCCGAGCAAGAUUAUCAGGAGCACAUGCACAACGCGUCGCAAAUAACCCGACGACCGGGUACACAAGAGGAUCGUCAUCACGGCAGUAGCGACAGUAAUCAUCAUCACCAUCAUCAUCAAGGUGGUUUCAAGGACAAAGUAUCGAAUUCACACCAUACGUUACUCGUCAGGCUGCCCAACAAGAAUAGUAACAAUCAACAGCAAGGUUCAUCGAGCAAGAGGCCGUAUCACAAGCCAGGCUACCGGCCGUACCAAGAAGAUGAUCAAGCAGCCGACGAACAGGCGCAGCACGAUCUUAGUGUGCAAGAGUCCGUGCACAGGCCAAGCAUCAACUCGGUAGAUGACGACGAGGCAUCGGACAAGCUGAACAAUCUCAACUUGAUUCAUACGGAGCGACCUCCAUGGGCGACAAAGCCGCAAAUUUCGCACGCGAGACCUGAAUACUCGAAGCCGUAUUUUUCUAUGAAAACAACAUCGAGUACGACUGCAAAGACGACAACGACGCAUCGACCGUCGAGCAUCACUACUCCUGCAUCUACUUCGUAUUACAGCGGGCAACCUACCAGCGCAGCCGGCUCGGCGUCGCACUGGCAAGUAACGACGGAGCCGGCCUUCGUCACACGUCACAAGCAGCCGAGCAGCAGCGGUAGUAACGCUUGGACUCACAAGCCUCAGCAUAAACCCCAAUGGACCGACCCGCAGAGGCCAAGCUUCAAGCCUACCGAGCCUCAAGAGAAUAACAUCUACCAGAAGCCCCACUCAGCUCACUACAUCACGACAUCGUUCCUGGAAACGCCAACGAAAGCUCGUCCAACGAAAAAACCGUCGACAACGACAACGACCUCUACGCCAAUUAGUACAACGAGAACAAGUACGACAACAACCACUACGGCAGCGACAACAACGGAGUCAUCAUCAGCAAGGACAGGUUCUGUGUUGACAGUACCAGCUGCAGCGGAGAACAGUGAAAUGUCAUGUGGCAUGCCACCAUUGUAUCCUAGACCCGAGACGAGGAUUGUCGGUGGCAAAGAGGCUGGAUUUGGCAAGUGGCCUUGGCAGGUUUCUGUAAGAAGAACGUCGUUCUUUGGUUUCUCGAGUACUCAUCGAUGUGGUGGUGCUGUGCUCAAUGAAAAUUGGAUUGCUACUGCUGGGCAUUGCGUCGACGACUUACUAACGUCGCAGAUCAGAAUACGAGUUGGUGAGUAUGACUUCUCGUCGGUGCAAGAGCGACUCCCCUACGUUGAACGUGGCAUCGCCAAAAAAGUCGUUCAUCCGAAAUACAAUUUCUUCACGUUUGAGUAUGACUUGGCGUUGGUGCGUCUCGAGACACCAUUGAAUUUCGCGCCUCAUAUAUCACCGAUUUGCCUACCCGCUAGCGAUGAACUUCUCGUUGGUGAGAAUGCUACUGUCACUGGAUGGGGUAGGCUUAGCGAGGGUGGCACUCUUCCUUCUGUACUUCAAGAGGUUUCCGUGCCAAUCGUCAGUAAUGACAAAUGCAAAUCAAUGUUCCUCAAAGCCGGCAGGCACGAGUUCAUCCCUGAAAUUUUCUUGUGUGCCGGAUAUGAAACUGGUGGCCAAGAUUCUUGUCAGGGUGACUCGGGCGGUCCACUCCAAGUACGAGGCAAAGACGGUCGCUACUUCCUAGCGGGUAUAAUCUCUUGGGGCAUCGGUUGCGCCGAAGCAAACUUACCAGGUGUCUGCACGCGGAUAUCCAAGUUUGUGCCGUGGAUCCUCAAGAACGUUACAUGAUUGACCCCUUUCACCACGAAAGUAUAGAAAUGAAAAUGGCAAGCCGAUAGACUGCAUUGUCACGUCACGUUUGUCACAUGAGGAAGACGACGAUAAUUUCCACACGAGUGUACAGAACUUUGAAGGAAAAAGAGUACAUCGAGUGUAGUUUUAGUAAAGUAAAUACUCACGCGGAGUCAACACUCGAAUGAGUCAGUGCAUCAGUGCAUUAUUAUUAUUACCACUGCCGAUAUUUUCUUUGACUUAUACUUUGUAUUUAUUAUAUUAAAUACGAGAAAACGAACGAUUAAUAUAUUCUUCCGUAGGUUUAGAUUUGUAUAGUUUAUAAGGUGCGCAAUUGUCUCGUUGAAUGAGAGAAGUCUGAAAAUUCCUAUCUUAUAUGGCGAAUGAUAUUAUUUGAAAAAAAAAAAAAGAAAGAGAUUGCACGCAUUUUUUUCGGGGGAAUUUAUCAUUGUGCUUUACUCGACUGAAAAGAGCUUAAAAAGAACAUUUUUUUAUAUUGCAAUAAACUACAAAGUUUUCAUACUAGUCGCCGCAUGUUGGAGGUAGGAUUUUUUUAUGUAUGUAUAGCUAAAAGUGUUUGUUUUCUUUUUUUGUAAAUGCUAUGCUCUUGCCUUUUAUGCAUCGUUUAUUGUAUCAUUUUUUUUUGUUCUUUAUUGUACAGAUCGAAAUAUUCAUAGCUAACCCGGCGAAAUAUCCGUUUUCCUGUUUUCUUCCUGUUAUAACACGUGAACGGGUUUGUAAAGUACGCACAUCUCAUGUAUUUUUUCUCCCUUCUCUUUACAUUGUUUUUAAUUCAUUUUUGUACAAAAUAAACUUUUGUAAGUUCACAUUCACAAUGAUAAAUAUGCGUGACUUUAAGUUAAGGAGAAAAAAAUACAUUUAUAGAUUUAUAUACAUAAUAAAUUGUUUAUAGAGCUUAAUUUGUUAUUUAUAAGUA
Molecule: messenger RNA, 4230 nt
Organism: Phymastichus coffea
Lineage: Eukaryota; Metazoa; Arthropoda; Insecta; Hymenoptera; Eulophidae
Product: serine proteinase stubble-like
Exons: 10
Coding region: 1200-3290 (696 amino acids)
Biological process (GO): proteolysis
Molecular function (GO): serine-type endopeptidase activity
Source: RefSeq, a predicted model, not a curated record